AUGUUACCAGUCUAUGAAAAUGAUCCUUUGGCGGCAUUGCGUCCGUUUCCGCAAGACCCACAGUCCUACUACGCUGCCCACUGGCAUGAGAUCGUUAUCUCGGUGUUGUUUUACUUUGGCAUCCAGGCGUUGUCCCCUAUUGUCAGCACUAAACUCUUUGGCAACACCUACACCAGUCUCAAUCCCAAGACGAAAUUGAACUUCGACAUCCAUGUGGUGUCCAUGGUGCAAUGUUUCAUUUCCAUUGCCAUCAUAGUGCCGGCAUGGUCCCAUCCACAUAUCCAGGGCCGUGCUGAUGAUGCAUAUCUUUCUAUCUUCGGCUACACUCCUUAUAGUGGGUUUAUCAGUGCCAUCACUAUCGGUUACUUUGUUUGGGACUCUGUGGUGUGUACUCUUCACUUGAAACUCUUCGGUGUGGGAUUCUUGCUCCAUGGAUUCGCUGCGUUAUUCGUUUUUGGUUGUUCACUCAAACCUUUCUGUUUACCGUGGGUGCCUGCGUUUUUGUUGUUUGAAUUGAGCACUCCAUUUGUCAACAUCAACUGGUUUGCAUCUAAAUUACCUGCGGGUACCAUCAGUGAUCGUGUGGUUGCCAUCAAUGGUAUCUGUUUGUUAGUGACCUUCUUCCUGGUAAGGAUCUUGUGGGGUUUCUAUGCGGUGGGUUUCGUCAUGGUGGACAUGUAUAGGCUGAGAGGACAUGCGCAUGCUUUCUUUCCAUUCAUGGUUUUGUCGUUGAAUGUUAUGCUCAAUGUAUUGAAUGUUUAUUGGUUCUCGAGGAUGCUUGCAAUUGCAAAGAAGAAGAUCACGGGAGGACAGUCACGCAAGGAGACAAUAAAGGUCGAAUAG
This is a messenger RNA of Sungouiella intermedia, 843 nucleotides long. The record is from the annotation of a GenBank genome assembly. NCBI's taxonomy places the organism in Eukaryota, Fungi, Ascomycota, Pichiomycetes, Serinales, Metschnikowiaceae.